Egretta garzetta (little egret) is the source of this 4205-nucleotide messenger RNA. RefSeq names its product neural precursor cell expressed, developmentally down-regulated 9 (gene NEDD9). Lineage: Eukaryota; Metazoa; Chordata; Aves; Pelecaniformes; Ardeidae. Gene Ontology annotation, biological process: cell migration; cell surface receptor protein tyrosine kinase signaling pathway. The record is from RefSeq and is a predicted model, not a curated record. Gene Ontology annotation, molecular function: protein binding. The transcript is spliced from 7 exons. Gene Ontology annotation, cellular component: cytoplasm; plasma membrane. The coding region runs from base 206 to 2677 and encodes 823 amino acids.
AAAAAAAAGCACUUGGGUCUAUGAAGAAGUAUUUGGAACAAGGAAAUCCUGCAAGUGAAAAGAAGUCCUACAACUAGGAACAGCAAAAAACCAGCCGGUGUAACCACAAUGCUGGAUUUCCUAUGGAGAUAACCAUCACCGAUGCACAAAGCUCCUGUGUUCCUUCGAUUAACAUACUGUAGGAGGAAGCCAAAAACACUGAAUAAUGAAUCUUAUGGCAAGAGCCCUGUAUGAUAAUGUCCCCGAAUGUGCAGAAGAGUUGGCCUUCCGCAAAGGAGACAUUUUGACAGUGAUAGAACAGAACACCGAAGGUCUUGAAGGAUGGUGGCUCUGCUCCUUACACGGCCGGCAAGGCAUUGUUCCAGGCAACCGUGUGAAACUCCUGAUAGGCCCGGUGGUACAGGACAGUCCUUCUGGCCAGGAUAUGGCCAAUUCAGGAUUGAUGCAUCAAUCCUUCAACCAGCAAAAGAUCUACCAGGUGCCAAGCUCACAUGCCUCAGCACGGGACCCUGUCUACCAAGUGCCACCUUCCCAUCUGAAUCAGGGAAUUUACCAAAUACCCACUGGUCAUGGUCUAGUGGGACAAGACAUUUACCAGGUGCCACCUUCCAUGCAGAGAUGUAUCGACAGUCCAGCUUUGACUAACAAGGUAAUAACUCCAGUCAGGUCAGGACAAGGUUAUGUUUAUGAAUUCCCUUCCAAAUACCAGAAGGAUACCUAUGAUAUCCCCCCUGUUCGCCCUCUCCAAGGGAUCUAUGACAUUCCCCCCACAUCAGCUAAGGGGUCUGCACUUCCAGUUCCCAUGGGAGAAGCGAAAGGUUUAGGAGUCUAUGACAUACCACCUGCCAAAGGGGUCUAUGCUACACCUCCAUCUGCAUGCCGAAGUGAUACAGGCCUGAGGGAAAAUUUGCAUGAUUUUUCAUCUCCAGUGGGCCACGGUAUGAGACCAGAAGGAGUAUAUGAUAUUCCUCCUCCCACCGCCAAAGCAACUGGGAAAGAACUUAAUAAAUUUCCCCCUGAGAGCCUCUUAUUGCCAGAUGGAGUGCCACAAAAGCGGAGUGUUUAUGACAUCCCUAUGAACCAUCAAAACCAUUUUCUUGGACAGCAAAUUGCACCUCAAAAAGAUGUUUAUGAUACCCCAAGGGGAAUUGCAUUCCCAGGACAACAGACAGGACUCAAUGAAAGUCUCAUCCCAGAAGGAAGAGAAGGUAUAUAUGAUGUGCCACCACCCGUUCUCCAAGACACUAAAGGCUUACAGGACGUGACCGAUGGGAUAAAUAGGUUGUCUUUCUCCAGCACAGGAAGCACAAGGAGUAACAUGUCCACAUCUUCAACAACAUCAAAAGAGACCUCUUUCUCAGCGUCAACUGCACAGGACAAAAGACUAAUCCUUGAUCCAGACACUGCUAUAGAGAGGCUUUAUCGCCUGCAGCAGAUGGUGGAGACAGCUGUCAAUAACCUCACGGCCUUCAUUACAGCAGACUGGCGGUCUUACGGAUAUAUGGAGAAGCACAUCAAUGAAAUUCACACUGCUGUGGAUAAGGUAGAGCAGUCCCUGUUGGAGUACCUCCAGUUUGCAAAAGGAUCGGCAGCCAAUGCUUCCUGCCUACCUGAGUUCAGCCUCCUAAACAAAAUGAGGAGGGAAGUACAAAGGCUGGAAGACUCUCACCAGAUCCUUACCCAAACCAGUCAUGACUUAAACAGCUACAACUGGUCUUUGAAUGUUCUAGCUGUCAACAGACUGCAGAACAAGUGUGAUGACCUGGAUCGGUUUGUUAUGGUGGCAAGGACAGUCCCAGAUGAUGCCAAGCAACUGACCACUACCAUCAGCAUCAAUGCAGAGGUGCUCUUCAAACAGGCGUUGAGCAGCUCACGUUUCAAAAACGUACCAGAGAACAUCAUGAACACUCCUGACUAUGUAUAUGACAAUCCUCAUACGCAGCAUCAUGGAGAAAAAGCACAGAACCACUGCAGUUCCCUUCCUCCGCUCCUGAGUAAAGGUCAGCAGCCUCACAGUACCAUCAGUGAGAGCUCGGAAAAGAGCUGGAUGGAUGACUACGAUUAUGUUCACCUGCAGGGGAAAGAAGAGUUUGAAAGGCAACAGAAGGAGCUGCUGGAAAAAGAAAAUAUCAUCAAGCAGAGCAAAAUGGAGCUAGAGCACCACCAGAUUAAUCAGUUUCAACGUCUGGAGCAAGAGAUCACGAAGCCGGUAGAGAACGACAUCUCAAAAUGGAAGCCACCUCAAACUCUCCAGACUGCGAACAGCACCGCCACCUCCCAUGACAGCCAGCUGCUUUUAUUCUAUUCUGACCAGUGCGAGACUCACUUCAACUCCCUCCUAAAUGCCAUUGACGCCUUUUUCAGUUCCAUCAAUGCUUCUCAGCCCCCCCGAAUCUUUGUGGCUCACAGCAAAUUUGUCAUUUUGAGUGCUCACAAACUUGUGUUCAUUGGGGACAUGCUCGCGAGGCAAGUGACAACUCAGGACACAUGCAACAAAGUGAUGAACUUCAGCAACCAGUUGUGUGAACUGCUGAAGAGUGUUGUUCUGGCUACAAAGAUGGCUGCCUUGCAUUACCCCAACACAGCAGCCCUACAGAAGAUGGUGGACCGAGUAACAGAGCUGUCCCGUCACGCACAGUUGUUCAAACUCUCGCUGGUCCAAAUGUCGUCGUUAUGAAGCCCAGUGGAAUCCAAUCCAUGAGCAGCGAAGCAGAAAAGCAAAAAAACUGGAGCUAUUUUUAUGUAAAUAUUAUCAUUUAUUUUUUUUAGAUUUUUUUAUGAAGUAUUUUAAAUACAUUCUUAUACAUUAGAGAAUCUAAUGAAAUCAGGGAUCUGGGAAUAUAUCUGGUUCUGUAUUAUGUUUCUAAUACACAUUUAGAUAUGUAUACACUGCAUAUAUGUAUAUGUUGCUACAUUCCCUCAAAUGUCAAUUAAGCACCUUAAAAAUCAUGCGUCGGGUAAGCAGCGCGUAUCUUUUGUAUACACCGCCUGUUUCCUCAGUGUAUUUGUUAACUGGAUGCUGCACUCUUCUCGUUUCAUUCCAUCUUGAUUUUGGCACAUGGACUCGGUUGUGAAACCUACUUGCAGCAAUCCAUGAAGCAAGUGUAAUGGUUCUCAUAGAACUCCAUUCCCUUCUUAGAAAUUACUUUCUAUAGGUUAAUUCCGUGAAAUUUAACUCUCCUCUUGACGUUACUUUGUUAUGUACAGCAUUCGAUCAUUCUGAGUACCAUAUAUAUGCACAACUGCAACAAGCAGCGCAUUAAGCGAGCCAUACAACGUUUGGGAGAAAAGCAUCUUUAGGCCAUAUAAGAAGCUGAACCUUCUAAGGAGGAAGGCAGAAUCGUAUAUAUUUAAGAUUCAAAUUUCACUAUUUCUAACAACUGCACAACAUGGGAAUUCAAAAUGUGGAUGGAUUCCCAGCAACGUAAAUUCAUACACGUUUACCUUGUAUGACCUGGCAUUGAUAAUUAAAUUUAACGGUCAGGCUCAAAAGCCUUAUUGUUCAUGGACUCAGAGUUACCCCGAGAGCAUCCCAGGAUCCACUGGGCUCAUCUUUGAGGCUGCAGAUGAACAAUGUCUCGAAAUACCACUCCCUUCCAGAGGGAUUAACAUACAAAUUGUAAUUUAUAUGGAAAGAAAACAGCUUAAUUUGAAGUAACAGUUACUUAAACAUCUCUAUAGCAUAAACAAAAUUUAAUGACGAAAUAGCACUUAUUUUUCUAGAACAUAUUCUUGGGAAUUAAUUGCAGCUGUUGCAAUUCUGACUUACAUUCAACUGUUGGGCUUUUUUCCAAGUUCCAUUGCAUAGGUGCUGGUCCUUCUGCACUACACUAUUGCCAAAAAUGACCUCCCAAUUUAAUAGGGCCAUUCCAUCAAUAAGUAUGAUCCCACAUGAUCCCACCCCAUAAUUUUCAAUUUAGACCCUUAAAAAUUGUUAGCGGAGUGGUAGAGUCCUUUAGAAAUUUCAUGUAUGCUGGCCGCUCCAAAAAACAUAACCCUUUGUCUUUAUUGCCUUUUGUGAACCCCCUAAAAACAAGGCACAGAACGCCCGUUGCCUGUGGUCCUCAGACUAGAAGCCACACUUCAAAGUGGGCAAUAGCUCAGGUAAAUUCCAGGUGAUUUCCGGUGUUUUUAAAGCAGAAACAGUACUGUCCCUGCGUAAUUCAAGGUAGCCCCCCCACUGAGGCGUUCCGAGUGUUGGUAUC